AUGGAGGCAUACAUCUAUCUUUUAGCUCUUCUUCCACUUCUGUACAUCCUACGCUCCCUGAGAGCUUUCUUUUGCUCCGGCGACCGCGGUCUACGGCUUCCUCCUGGCCCAUGGCAGCUUCCUAUCAUCGGCAACCUCCACCAUCUUUUUGGUGCCCUCCCACACCGUGCCUUACGGGAUCUCUCUCGGCGCCAUGGGCCCCUUAUGCUCCUCAAGCUCGGUAAGGUUCCAGUGAUCGUCGCCUCCAACGCCGAAGCUGCCAAGGAGAUCAUGAAGACGCACGACCACAUCUUCUGCACAAGGCCACUGAGCUCAACGGCCAAGGUGCUGAACGAGCAUGGCACGGGGAUCACGUUCUCCCCAUACGGUGCACACUGGCGGCAGCUCCGCAAGAUUUGCGUCCUCGAGCUGCUGAACGCCAAGCGCGUCAAAUCUUUCCGGCCCACCCGUGAGGAGGAGGUAAUCAGGUUCAUUCGAUCCAUCUCAUCUGCAUCAGAGACACAGCUAACUGUGAAUCUGAGUAACAUGCUCACCAUUUACGGGUCGGACACGACGGUGCACUCCACCUUGGGUUGCCGGUUCAAGGACCGUGACAGUGACACCUUGCUCGAUUAUGUCGCCGAGGCGGUGCGGCUGAUAGGUGGCUACACCUUAUCCGACUUGUUCCCGUCGUCGAGGCUAGCGCGCACUCUGAGCAGCACACUGCGCAGGGCUGCGGUCUUUCGAGACUCUGUGCUAUCCUUCCUGGAGCGUAUCAUAGAUGAUCAUCUCGCGAGGAGAUCCUCCAAGGAAGUUCACCAGGAAGACCUGGUCGAUGCCCUCUUGAGGAUCAAACGAGAAGGCAACCUUGCGUUCCCCCUCACCAUGAACCAUAUCAAAGCAGUGAUUUUAGAUGUUUUUGCAGGGGGGAGCGAGUCACCGAUAACAACGCUACAGUGGGCCAUGACAGAGUUGAUGCAAAACCCUAGUGUGAUGUCUAGGGCACAAGCUGAGGUCAGGGGUGCCUUCGCGGGACAAAUGAAGGUAACCGAGGAGGGUCUAGCCAAUCUAAGCUACUUGCAGUGUAUCAUCAAGGAGACGUUGAGGUUGCACGCACCUACGCCAUUACUACUGCCAAGGGAAUGCCAAGAGCAAUGUAACAUACUCGGCUAUGACGUUCCCAAGGGCGCCAUUGUUCUUGUGAAUGCUUGGGCUAUCUCAAGGGACCCUGAGUACUGGGAAGAACCGGAAGCAUUCAUCCCAGAUAGAUUUAUGGGCAGUAAGGUGAAUUACAAUGGUAACAACUUUGAGUUCGUACCAUUCGGCGCCGGGCGGCGGAUUUGCCCCGGGGUGUUGUUUGGAAUCGCGAACAUUGAGCUCGCUCUCGCAAGCCUUUUGUUUUAUUUCGACUGGGCUCUUCCAGAUGGCAUUCUCCCCGGUGAUCUUGACAUGACGGAAACCAUGGGAAUCAGUGCUAAGAAGAAGUUGGAUCUGCGAUUGCGUGCAACUCUCCACGUACAGCUGCCGCGCUGAACCGUUGUUUCCCUAUCCGGAUCUUUGCAUGAUCUUGUUUGUUGUCAAAGCCAU
Molecule: messenger RNA, 1566 nt
Organism: Triticum dicoccoides
Lineage: Eukaryota; Viridiplantae; Streptophyta; Magnoliopsida; Poales; Poaceae
Product: zealexin A1 synthase-like
Exons: 2
Coding region: 1-1512 (503 amino acids)
Molecular function (GO): monooxygenase activity; oxidoreductase activity, acting on paired donors, with incorporation or reduction of molecular oxygen; iron ion binding
Source: RefSeq, a predicted model, not a curated record